Molecule: messenger RNA, 2751 nt
Organism: Cladocopium goreaui
Lineage: Eukaryota; Dinophyceae; Suessiales; Symbiodiniaceae
Source: the annotation of a GenBank genome assembly
AUGACCGCAGCACGAGCACGACUGUCAACUGCGACCUCUGAGGAUUUACCACCAGCGCUGACCUCGCUCAUCGUGCGCUACACGGUGAAAAAGUUCUCUGGAGGGAGAGAAGACUUGCUCCCAGACGACAUCGACGAUCCGGAGCUACUUCUCAGAGCGUUGGUUCGAAAAUACCAGUUCGAGUUACAAGCGGCAAAGAGCACGCAGUUUCGAACCGAAGCGCAGGCAGAUUUCCUCAAGAAGCAGGUAGACUCUUUACAGGAGGCGAGUGAAGAGGCGCAGACCGUGGCUAAGGAGGCGACCUCCAAGUUGGCCUAUUCAGAACGCAAAGUUGCCGACUACCGCAGCCGGAUCGCAGCACUGGGCAGCAAGUGGGAAACCAUCACGGGCUUCACCAAUGAUGAAUUGGAGCGUGAUCCCAGCGCCGCUGCGAAGCGCUUCAAGGGUGAGCUGAGAGCGACUCAGUCAGAGAUCUUCAACCAACGGAUGACCAUCCGACGUUUCCAAAAAGAGUUGAAAGUGGUCAAGGAGCAGCUCAAUGACUCCGAGGCAAGCUUCACCCAGCUCUACGAAGAGCUGGUGGCCACAAGGCUCAAAGACCAGGAGCUUGAGAACAUGCACAACGGCCUGGAAAACAAAGCCAGGGUCGCUGCUGUGGCCCUUGAGGAACAGAAGAAAAAGGUGGUGGAGAAGAGCGAAACAGUCAGACAACUACUGGCUCGGGUCCAUGAGCUUGAGGCCAAUGAAGGCGAUGUGCAUCGUAAGAAGGCCAUUGCAGAGCGCAAAACCGUGGUCCUUGAGCGCGAGAUUGAGCAGCAUGUGCAGGACAUCAAGAGAAUGGAGUCCAAAUACCACGAAGGUGUCGAAACCACUCUGAUCUUGGAGAAGCGCUGCAAAGAGGAAGAGGCCAAAUUAGCCGAAGAGCGGUUAAAGGUAGAAGCUUUGACCCUGCAGCUAGCAGAAGAGAAGAAGUGGAGUGCCAUCCUGAAACAAGACCUGGCAAAUGCCCAAGCAGAGAUCGAAAACAUUGCUGAUGAGAAGUACAACCUCUUCAAAGAAAACAAGACCUUGGACAAGAAGGGUAUCAUGGAAGGCAAGCGAGCCAGGGAGGCGGAGACGGAGGCAAAGAAGGUCAGAGAGUUGCUGGUGGAUUCUUCGUCAAAUCUUGUCAUGACGACCCAUGAACUCGGGGACGAGAAGAAGAGAGUGGCCGAGCUGGAAGAAAGGCUGGAAGAAACACGUGGCACUGCGAAAGAAUACCAGGAGUUGGCAGCAACCAGGAAGAACAUUGUGGAAGGUUUGGAGAAGGAAGUAUAUGACCUCAAGGAGCAGCUGAAAGAUGCAGAGGUAAGGGAGUAUGCUUUGGCUCGUGAGCUGAAGAAGACGGAGGCCUUGCUUGCAGAAUCUGUGGACCGCGAAAAGGAAGCUGAUGCUGAGACGGUGCGCGUCGUCAGCUCGCUGGAUACCUCGCAGAAGGAGUUCCACAGUCUGCAGGGUGAGGUGGGUGGCUUAGAAAAUUCCAUCGAAGACCUCCGGGCGCGACUGGAAGAUUCCAAGGAAGAUGCCCGGGCAUAUCGAAAGCGCACCUUUGAUCUGGAAGGUGACCUGAAGCAAGCAAAUCAACGUGCAGCAGAAUCCGAAGAGCGAGAGUAUCACUUGAAGGUCGAGUGCAAGAGUCUGAAGCAAAAGCUCGCAAAAGAAGAGGAUGUGAUUGCGGACCUUUCCGAGAAGGUGGAGCUGAUGAAUGCUCAGAUUCUUCAGAGCCAGGGAAUGUACGCAGAAGUGAAGGAAAAAGAAGCUUCGCUCUUCGAAGAGAUUGAAAAGUACAAAGAGAAACACCUAGAUGCAGUGGAGCGGGGUGAUGUGCUUGAGAAGAGUUUGGCACAUGUGGAGGGAGAGGUUGAGGUUUACAAAGGCCAAACUGGUGUUUUGAGGGAAGAAAUCCAUGAGAAGAAGCAGGCGCUCAGAGUUUCAAAGAAGGACUUGGCAAUGACUGCUACAGACUUGGAUAGUCUCAAGGAGUCUCUUGAGAGCAUGGCCGCUGAUUUGAAGAAGUCAAAGAAACUCCAGAGCGAGGCCGUGUUGCGCGUGGACUUACUGGAGAAGGAGUUGGUCGACGUCAAAGAAGAGCUGAAGGUGAAGGUAAAAGUGGCAGCAAAGCUGGAGAGGGUUGUUGAAGACCUCAACGUGAAGUUGGAAGAUGCUAUGUUCGAAGUCACCGAGGAGCGCAAAGAAGCCAAGUUGGUGGUGGAGAAACUCGCAAAGAGGGAUGCCGCCUUGAAGAAGAUUGAGCACGAGGCAUACUUCUCCAAAGAGUCUGUUUGGCGAGUGUGCGAUGAUGUCAAGGGCUUUCAGGACAGAGAGGUGAAAUUGAAAGAGGAGAGCCAAGUCUUGGAAGGCGAAAUCGAAAAGUGGAAGGUGAAGUUUGAAGAAUCCGAAGUGGAGAUAGCGAAACUGCAAGACAUCAAUUGGCGAAUAGCAGAGGACCUCAAGACCUCCAAAGUCAGUCUUCGGGAUGUCGAGGCUGUGGCAAAGAAAACCACCAUGGAACUGAAGUCUGGGAAAAAUCGCAUGCUGGAAGCAGAGGCCAGGAACGUGGAGCUGUCAGCCAAUGUGACCCAGCUCAUGGAGGCGCUGGUACAAGCAGAAGCCAGAGAAAAAGAGGCGCUGGAGAUGGCGGAGAAAGGAGCUGGAGAGAAAAAGAAGAAGAAGGUGGCGAGAUCCAAAACGACUGCGAGUCUCAAUGGCUGA